This is a messenger RNA of Puccinia graminis f. sp. tritici CRL 75-36-700-3, 768 nucleotides long. RefSeq lists its product as uncharacterized. The record is from RefSeq and is a predicted model, not a curated record. The transcript has 2 exons. Lineage: Eukaryota; Fungi; Basidiomycota; Pucciniomycetes; Pucciniales; Pucciniaceae. The coding region runs from base 1 to 768 and encodes 255 amino acids.
AUGACCCCCGCCCGGCGCAUCUACAAAUAUAUUACCCAGCUGAGAAUCAUCCCAGCUCCGGCCAGCACUCAUAUUUCCACCCGCUCAUACACCACGGGUGCAGCUUUUGGUUUUCAAGUCGGCCCGAAAACCACUUCCGGUUUCCGAGUCGUCUUCGGAACCAAUUUAGGUUCUGAAGACGACUUGAAAACUGGAAGUGGUUUUCGGGCCGCCUUGAAAACCAGCCUCGGUUUUGAAGCUGCCUUCUCGGUUUUCAAGGCGGCCUGGAAACCACCUUCGGUUUUCAAGUCGUCUCCGGAACCUAAAUCGGCGGCCUGGAAACCUGAUCCCUUUGGAGGGGGGGGAGGGGUGGCCAGGGGGGUCGAAGCUGAAAAUUCUAAGUCCUCAUCGGACCGCCCUGCGCCUGAGUGCACCCACCUGGACAGCCACCACCCGAUACCACCAUUCUCGAUAGAAAUGUAUGAGUCAAUGCCGAGUCCGCCCGACCAUUUUCAAGAAAGCCAGAUCCAGACGGCCUAUCAAGAAACCCAAGGGUCAGAAUAUACACCCGAGAGUCAGGACGCCGAGUCGCAGGAGUUUCCCGAAUCAAUUCGUCCACUGGAUGGAAGCGAGGUUUAUUGUAAAUUCGACAUCGAUUACUCGAUCUGGGUCAACACCCUUGAAAACCCAGCCAAAUACACCCACGUCUGCCCAGUCAAGCCUCCCCGCCAGUUGCGUAUGUCGGUGACCGAUAUGUCAUUCAGCCAAUUCAAGUCCCGCGUGUUGUAG